ACCAUCAGCAGCAUCAGAUUAUAACACAACCAACCAGCAGCAGGUAGUGCAACACAAGACUGGCAAGAUCGAUCGACCGAAGGUAGCUAGCUAGUAAGGAAGAGCAGGAAGAAGAAGAAAGAUGGCGGCAGGCGGCGUGUGGGUGUUCAAGAACGGGGUGAUGGAGCUGGAGCAGGAGGCGGCGAGCCGGAAGGCGCUGGUGUACAUGCCGGCGAACGAGACGAUGCGGUCGCUGGAGGCGCUGGAGCGGCGGCUGGGGUCGCUGGGGUGGGAGCGCUACUACGAGGACCGCGCCAUCGUGCAGCUCCACAAGCGCGGCGGCGUCGACCUCAUCUCCAUUCCCCGGGACUUCUCCAAGCUCCGCUCCACCCACAUGUAUGACGUCGUCGUCAAGAACCGCGACCACUUCAAGGUCGUCGACCUCUAGUUAGCCAUCUUCAUCGGUGAUAUUCUUCCUAUUCGAGCCGGAUAAGUUCCUGGCUCCGCGCCACAAAUAUAUGUAUAGACGUCAUAUACAAAUAAGAACCUCUGCGUGUACGAUUAUGCAUGUGUUGUACUGUCCCUGUGUGAUGUAGUAUGUAACUGUGUGCCUUUGUCAGAA
This is a messenger RNA of Triticum aestivum (bread wheat), 601 nucleotides long. Its product is annotated as flowering-promoting factor 1-like protein 5. Gene Ontology annotation, biological process: regulation of flower development. The transcript has a single exon. NCBI's taxonomy places the organism in Eukaryota, Viridiplantae, Streptophyta, Magnoliopsida, Poales, Poaceae. Bases 122 to 427 code for a protein of 101 amino acids. The record is from RefSeq and is a predicted model, not a curated record.